Molecule: messenger RNA, 1050 nt
Organism: Venustampulla echinocandica
Lineage: Eukaryota; Fungi; Ascomycota; Leotiomycetes; Helotiales; Pleuroascaceae
Product: putative C-5 sterol desaturase desaturase
Exons: 2
Coding region: 1-1050 (349 amino acids)
Biological process (GO): lipid biosynthetic process
Molecular function (GO): iron ion binding; oxidoreductase activity
Source: RefSeq, a predicted model, not a curated record
AUGGAUAUCGGUCUGGAGUUCUGCGAUACUUAUAUCUUCGAUUACCUGUACGCGGCGGCCUUCCCAGCCCAGCCGGCUGCCUACAAUUUGAAAGAUGGCAUGAGCAAUUCGUCGAUGCUGGAUGCUCGGGGCGCGUCGCAGUGGCAAUUCCACCCCGCCAGUCAACUGGUAUCUUUUCCACCCACAGACGCCGCGUACGCUACGCAAUGGACGAGGGAUAAUGUAUAUCGACAAGCGCUCUCGCUGUGUCUGAUUACCUGGUUCGGUGGCGCCGCAAUCUACUUCAUAGUUUCCACGCUCUCCUACAUCUUCAUCUUCGACAAGACAACUUUCAAGCACCCCAAAUUCCUCAAGAACCAGAUCCGAAUGGAGAUUCGCCAGGCCGCGUCCGCCAUGCCCUUCAUGGCCAUCCUCACCACGCCCGCCUUCGUCGCCGAAGUGCUCGGCUACUCGAAACUGUACGACGCCUUCUCCGACGAGCCCUUCCCAUAUUACAACUGGCUGCAAUUCCCAUUCUUCCUCCUCUUCACGGACUGCUUCGUCUACUUCAUUCACCGGGGUCUGCACCACCCCUGGGUCUACAAGACGCUGCACAAGCCGCACCACAAGUGGAUCAUGCCCACGCCCUACGCAUCGAUCGCCUUCCACCCCGUCGACGGCUUCCUCCAAUCCGUGCCCUACCACGUCUUCCCAUUCAUCUUCCCACUCCAGAAACUCGCAUACCUCGCGCUCUUCGUCUUCGUCCAGAUCUGGACCGUGUUCAUCCACGACGGGGAGUACGUAGCCAACAGCCCGAUAUUAAACGGCGCCGCUUGUCACACCAUGCACCAUCUUUACUUCAACUAUAACUACGGCCAGUACACCACGCUGUGGGAUCGACUAGGCGGCAGCUACCGCAAGCCAAACGAGGAGUUGUUCCGCCGCGAGAGCAAGAUGGGGCAGAAGGAGUGGGAGAGACAAUCUCGGGAGAUGGAGAGACUAGUCAAGGAAAUCGAGGGCGAGGAUGAUAGGACAUAUGAGCCUGAGACGAAUUCGAAGAAAGAUAUCUGA